CCGACCCGCCGCCGCUCGCGCUCGCGGGGACUGCCACGCUCCGCGCGGCACCCCCAAGCCCGCGCCCACCGCGCCCGCGCCGCACAGCUGCCCAUGGCUGACCUGAGUUUCAUCGAGGAUGCAGUCGCCUUCCCCGAGAAGGAGGAAGACGAGGAGGAGGAGGAGGAGGGCGUGGAGUGGGGUUACGAGGAAGGGGUAGAGUGGGGCUUAGUGUUUCCGGAUGCUAACGGGGAAUACCAGUCUCCUAUCAACCUCAACUCCAGAGAAGCCAGGUAUGACCCCUCGCUGCUGGAUGUGCGACUGUCUCCAAACUACGUGGUGUGCCGGGACUGUGAGGUCACCAACGAUGGCCACACCAUUCAAGUCAUCCUCAAGUCGAAAUCAGUUCUGUCAGGAGGACCUUUGCCUCAGGGACACGAGUUUGAGCUGUAUGAAGUUAGAUUUCACUGGGGAAGAGAAAACCAGCGUGGUUCUGAGCACACGGUUAAUUUCAAGGCCUUUCCCAUGGAGCUCCAUCUGAUCCACUGGAACUCCACCCUGUUUGGCAGCAUCGACGAGGCGGUUGGGAAGCCUCACGGCAUUGCCAUCAUCGCACUGUUCGUUCAGAUAGGGAAGGAACACGUUGGCUUGAAGGCUGUGACUGAGAUCCUCCAGGAUAUUCAGUAUAAGGGAAAAUCCAAAACAAUACCAUGCUUUAAUCCUAAUACCUUACUACCAGACCCUCUUCUGCGGGAUUACUGGGUCUAUGAAGGAUCUCUGACUAUUCCACCUUGCAGCGAAGGAGUUACGUGGAUAUUGUUCCGGUACCCUUUAACUAUAUCCCAGCUGCAGAUAGAAGAAUUUCGAAGACUCAGGACACAUGUUAAGGGGGCAGAACUUGUAGAAGGCUGUGAUGGGAUUUUGGGAGACAAUUUCCGACCUACCCAGCCCCUGAGUGACAGAGUCAUCCGAGCUGCAUUUCAGUAGCCAGAGAGACCAGGAACAAAGCCAUCUGCAUCAGGGAAGAAGACAGUGGUCGCACGGAACCCUUGGAUGCGGAAUGGAAACUCUUGAGUGGCAGCUUUGUCUUAACCCUCAAGCUUGCAUUGUCUUCAGCUACUCCAGCUUUGAUGACUAUCUGUGACCACUGUCUAUAUAACAUGCUGUUAUGAAAUAUUAGAACUGCUGUUAUCGUAAUGAAACUCAGUGUGUAUGCAUACACCACAGCUUCUGGUAUUCAUACUUUUGCACAUACUGCUUAUUGCUUAUGUGUAGAAAGAAUGAAAGUAGCUUCCAGACCUGUUAAUAUGAUUGUAUCAUAUAACAAUAUGAGAAAAAAAAAACAUUUCCACAGCCAAGUCUUGCUCACUUCCAGCCUAUUGUAAUUCUUCAUAAUAAAAUAAGAGUUUUGACUUACAACAGCCUAGAAUUUCAAAAUAUAACAUGAAGGCCUCAAAAAUUAUCUCAUGUGUUUUUUUUUUUUAAAUCGUACCAAAUUUAAUGUCAAGCUGGUUUGUCAUGGCAAAUGAAUUUAGAGCUAAUGCAAAAAUACUUUAUAUAUAUUAUUUUAAAAAUAAUUUAAUUGAAUAUAAUAUAGUUAUGACAUAUCUGAAAGCAUGGUUUCUACGAAGUUAAGAAUAGCAUGAGAAAUAGGAAAAAAGAUGGACACAGCAUCCCAGUAACAGCUUUGUUUCCAUAAUAGAAAUAUAAAUUCAAAGGUAUUCUAUAUUAAUUUAGUAUUGUACACUUUAUAAGACAUCAAAAUUCUUUAUAGAUUGCUCUUCUGUGGUGAGGUAAGAUAAGGGUCAACCAUACUCUUCUUUUAAAAGCGGCUGUGAAUUAAGCACAUCCUUAGUCACAGUUCAUUGUGACGGAGGAAUGGUGUAAACUGGUAGAGAUAAUGGAAGAAAGCAAGAACUUAAUAAAUAAAUGUUAUUGGUUGUUAAAAUAGCUGCAAAAAACAAAUAACUUAAACAUCAAUCUCAAUUUGGAGGGAUUGUAUGAUGGUAGGUAGAAGGUUUUGGAUCUGUUGAGUAGAGGCUGCAUUAAACCUGCAAGAAACCUCCUGAAAAAGAAGCAAAGAAGGUUCAAAGUGGAGUUGUUGGCAGGAAGGAGACGAGAGCCACGGUCAUUAGGAAAGUGAGAUACAGGAAUGAUCAGUAGCCCUGGAAUACAACAGACCAGCCACAUGGAGUUGGCUCUCUCUCUCUGCCAUGUGGGUCCAGAGGCCCAUCAGAGGCAAGGACCUCUGAUGACACAGAGAGGCCCUGGAUACUUUCUUUGUGCAGCUUUCAGUAUUUGCUAAAAUGGAAAUGGCGGAGUAUAAGUGAAACAAAAACCAAACACCUAGAACCCUGUAAUCUAAAUUUACAUCUUCUAGGCUAGCACUGUGAGACCAUGUUCAGCCAUGGCUGCAGGGAUGACAUCAUUUAUAGCUAUGUCAUCCAUACUUUUUGUAGUCCGUAGUUUAUGGACUAGAUCUAAAGCCCUCCAUGCUUGGCCGGUCACAUGGUCCGCCUGGUGCUGCUUUCGUAGAUCGGCGCCUGGGACACAGCCAUUCAUAGGUGUCCGUGUCUCCCCUCCUACAGGGCUGACUUGCACUUGAGUUCUUGGUUUCCAUAUCUCACCCUUCCUCCAGUCUCUACCCAUCUUUCCCUGAAACAUAUGAAGUAGAAAAUGUAACAACAGAGACUAAUGCAAUUGACUUCCAGAAUGCUGUCUAGCUGUCAUGUGUUCAUCCUCUAGUCUAAGAUAAGAAUUUCAUAAAGCAACCAAAUUUUAUUCUCUGAGUAUUUCUUAAAUGGCCAUUUAAGAUGAGUAUUCAUGGUGAGGUUUAAUAGAUUUAAUAUUCUUUCUGUCUGUCUUUUUUUCUUUUUUAAGAGAAGUUUUUACUGUUUAACUUUGGUCAUCCUGGAUAUCUCUAUGGUUAUCAGACUGGCCUUAAUCUCACAAACUCUGCUGGAAUUAAAGGUGUGAGCCACUAACCCUCGCCAAAAUUCAUAUGUAUGAAAAACCCCUUCAAAUGCUAAUUGCAGCUGAUUGAGAGUAGAAAAACUGGUGUGUGCUUGUAUGAAUGGAUUUAAAAGUCUAAUUAGUCCAUCAAUAAAACUGUAAAUAACUA
Molecule: messenger RNA, 3100 nt
Organism: Meriones unguiculatus (Mongolian gerbil)
Lineage: Eukaryota; Metazoa; Chordata; Mammalia; Rodentia; Muridae
Gene: Ca8
Product: carbonic anhydrase 8
Exons: 9
Coding region: 94-966 (290 amino acids)
Molecular function (GO): carbonate dehydratase activity; zinc ion binding
Source: RefSeq, a predicted model, not a curated record